AUGGGAGAAUUGCAAGACAUGUUCAAGAAGUUCAUGGGGCAACAAAUGCAAACCAAUCAGAACCUUCAAAAUGCAGUGAACAAACUAGAAGUGCAAGUUGGGCAGAUUGCAUCCUCCAUGAGCAAUAGAGCAUCCGGAACUUUUCCAAGCCAAACGGAGGUGAAUCCAAGGCAUCAAGAGCAUGCUAAAGCAAUACACAUCUUGAGAAGUGGUAAACAAGUUGAUAAUAAGGUUGGAGAUGCCAAUGAAGAGCAAGAAGAUGGAGAAAACGUGGAGAUCAUUCAGCCACCACAUGGGCAGCCCACAGCUUCCAACAAACAGUCCAUCAAUGCUCCUGGAAAGAGCACAGGCCCUAAGGUAUCAUCAAAUGCUAAUCAAGUUCCAAUUUCAACUAAUGCUUUUAGGCCUAUUGCACCCUUUCCCAGCAGGUUAUCAAAGUCAAAGAAAGAUCAAGGCUUGGAUGAGAUAAUGGAAACAUUCAAGAAGGUGCAAAUCAACAUCCCAUUGCUCAAUGCUAUUGCUCAGAUUCCAAAGUAUGCAAAAUUUUUGAAGGAUCUAUGCACUAACAAGAGGAGAUUCAAAGAGCAUGAACAAGUUGCAUUGAGUGAAGAGGUAAGUGCAGUCUUACAAAGAAAGCUACCUCCAAAGCUAAAGGAUCCAGGUUCGUUUUCUAUACCUUGCAUUGUUGGUGAUUUCAAGAUUCCAAAAGCUUUGCUUGAUCUCGGUGCAUCCAUUAACCUUAUGCCAUAUCAUGUUUAUGAGAAACUUAACCUUGGUGAGUUGCAAGCCACAACUGUGAGCAUUCAAUUGGCAGAUAGAACUAUUCGGUACCCCAAGGGCAUUCUAGAAGACGUUGUGGUGAAUGUAGAAGGUUUAAUCUUGCCAGCUGAUUUCUUAGUCUUGGAGAUGGAAGAAGCACCAAUUCCUGACAAUGAAUUGCCCCUUAUCUUUGGCCGAACCUUCAUGGCUACUGCUAAGACCAAGAUUGAUGUAGAGCAAGGCACUCUCACCAUGACCGUUAAUGGAGAAACUGUCGCCUUCAAAGUGUUUGAUGCCCUGAAGCCAAAUGUUGUACAAGAUUGUUUUCAAAUUGAAGUAUUUGGUAAUCCAGGGAAAGAGAGAUUUGAUGGCCUUCCUUAUUCAGUAGAAUCAUGCUUGCUGAAAAGAGGAGACAAGGAGGAGCAGAAAUGGAAAAGAAGUUGA
Molecule: messenger RNA, 1203 nt
Organism: Prunus dulcis (almond)
Lineage: Eukaryota; Viridiplantae; Streptophyta; Magnoliopsida; Rosales; Rosaceae
Exons: 1
Coding region: 1-1203 (400 amino acids)
Source: RefSeq, a predicted model, not a curated record